CCCCUCGGGCGCUGGCCGCGCCUGCGCGCGCCUGCGCCGCUCCGCGCCAUGGCGGCCUGGACGUGCUGCCGGGUGGCCGCCGUGUCGUGCCUGGUGCUCUGCGUGUCGCUCCUGCUGCCGCGCACCCUCCUGCCCCGGGCCGGCGGCAGGCAGGAGCCCGGCGCCGCGCCGCCCGAGGGGAAGCUCAGUCACUUUCCACCGAGGAUGCAUUCCCACGCCACUCCUGAUGGCCGAGCAGUCCCUCAUUUUCCAAAGUCUCACCUUACUGAAGCACUUGCCAAAGCCAAGGCAGGUGGAGGUGGUAGUGGAAGCAGUGGUGGAAAUGGAAGAGGUCUUGUGGGACAGAUUAUCCCUAUAUAUGGAUUUGGCAUCUUCUUAUAUAUUCUGUACAUUUUAUUUAAGCUGGCUUCCAAGGGAAGAACUACUCCUGCAGAGCGGAAAUGCCCCACUGCUACACCUGGGAACAUGAAGAGGAAAAUCACUGACUAUGAGCUCACUCAACUCCAGGAAAGACUGAGAGAGACAGAAGAAGCAAUGGAAAAAUUAAUCAACAGAGUAGGACCCAUGAAUGACAGGACUCAAAAUGUUACAACAGAUCAGGAAAAAAUGUUACUUCAACAGCUCCGAGAGAUUACUAGAGUUAUGAAAGAAGGAAAAUUCAUAGAUGACAUCUCUCCUGAGAAAGAAGCUGAGGAAGCUCCUUACAUGGCAGACUGGGAAGGUUAUCCAGAAGAGACCUAUCCUGUCUACGAUAACUCCGAUUGCUUCAAGCGCAAACAGGACACAAUCCUUGUGGAUUACCCUGACCUGAGCCAGCCCUCUCCAGAAGAGCUGGCAGAAAGAAUGGAGGGCAUGGAAGAUGAGGAGUAUCCUUAUAAUGAAACCCUGCUAAGUGAUCUCACCACGGGAAUGGGUCGUCAGGAUUUAAUGCAGAAAAAGGAUGAUGUAACUCUCGUCAGGGAGAAGAGUGACCUUCCUGCCAGCCAGAGCACUGGGGAGUGCUGCUGUUGCUGUGAUGAUGAUCCUGCUGUCAUAGCAGAGAAUGCUGGAUUCCACUCUGAGAGCUGCAGUGAAGUAGAGGAGACAAGCCAAGAGGACCUGUCUGUGGAGUCAGAAAAUGAAAAUGCAGCACUGGAAAAGCAAAAAGUCAGGGAUUUAGAGGAGACAGGCACACUGAGGAAGCGCAACACCAAAGUACUUGAUUGAUAGUGACAUCAGUGUAUGCUAUAUGGAUGGUAAAGAGAGAGGUCAUAAACUGUUAUCCAUGUGUGUUUUCUUCCUCCCAGUGAGGACUUCUCUGUGUUCAUCUCCCUGUACCUAUUGCAUUCUUGUGGUACCAGUCACAUUAUCUGCCUGAACUGGAAGCCAAUGCCCUCUUUCAUGCACUUGUCGUGGGUUAGCAUGAUGCUGCCAACAGUGCUUUGUCCUUGAUUUUUGAAGCCUUGUAUGUUGGAGCAGAUAUUUGUGACUCAUUCCUUUUCAAUUCUGAAGGACCCAUCCUUGGUUUUGCCCUUUGUGAUCCCAGAGUUAACCAAAUGUCUCUUCUGACUUUUUCAAAAAUAUCCGUGUGCUACCAGUUAGGAGAGUUGAUCAAAUCCUUAUAUAUACAUGAGUUUACUGGGAUGCUGAAGGACAAAAUAUGCCUUCUUUUAGCUCAGUGUUAACUGGUCAGCAGAGCAGAUCAUCGUCACACAUGAGUCUCUGUGUCAUUGCUCUUGCAAUGACAUUUCUUGCUUGAGAAACUGCUGUCACUACAAUCCACAAAGCUCCUGUGCUACCCUACAGCCCUUUUCCCUGUUAUUCCAUGUUGUUGGAACAGUAGCCUAAUCCAUGUUGUGUUACUUGUGUGAGCAAGACUGGAGCUCUGUGAGUUGUGCUUUAACUUUGCCUUAGCUGUGGUGAAACUCCCAGAUGAUUGCAGGAAGUGGACCACAAUGUGUGAGAGCACUAAAAGUAUCCCUAGAGAUUAAAAUCAAAAAAGCAGUGUUAAGUUUUGUCUGUAAAGGAGAGAACAGCACGAGGGGAAUCCUCAGACUGAAGGUGGUAGCAAGUAGGCUUUUCCUUCUUCCUGGAAACUUGUGUGGUUUUUAUGCUCUUGGAAUAUUGUUGCCAGGUUCAUGUUGAGGCAACCUCUGGUAUGGGAUGAGGAGAGUGCUGGAGCCAAGGGCUCCUGAGGAGAGGUGGCAGGUGGUCCCUGUGCCCAAAGGACAGCCUUUGUCGUGCAAGUGGCAUGGCAGGUGGGAUGGGCUCCAGGAAAGGGUCCUAUGACCCUCCUGCUUCUCCCAUAUCUGGGCACUUUUCAAGCCCACCAUAACCCAAUGUAUUGGGCUACACUCAUGUCCCAGUCACAGUGGCUGUUUGUGAGAUCACCAGUCCCCUGAGUGCUCUGGCACUAUAGAAGCAGGGCCCUCUGCAGCUGCCCCACUGUCUACCCAGCUCUGGGGCCCUUGAUGAAUGCCUGGGAGGAAGAAAAGCCAGAGGAGUGAGGCAGAUGGCAGCUCACCUUUGUAAGGGACAGCAGCAGGGCCCCUUGCAGUGAUGGCUGAAGAGGAAGGCAUGUGCGUGGAGGAGGCCGCGGAAGAGGAGGAACAAAAUCACCCCUGUGCCAUGAGUGCCACUGCCCUCAGUUCCCUGGUCAUGGCCAUGCAGAGCGUGGCUCUGUGCCAGCCCAGGGACAUUGGCCUGCCAGGGAGCCACUGGAGCAGUCAGCUGGGUGACCCACCUUUGCAUGGGACAGCACUGAGACACAUCCAGCAGCGGCCAAAGAGGGAGGCACUUUCCCUGGGCCUGAAAAAUGGCAAUCGACGGUGCCGGAGGAGGAGGAGGGGAAAGAGGAGAAGGAGGAGCAUCAGCCCUAGCACCGUGAGAGCCAUGGCCAACACGCGAGGGACGACAUCCAGCGUAUGCCUCAAGGAAUUCUGGCGGCUCAAAGUCCGUACCUGCCUGACUGAAAAAUAAGCAACAUGACAAGCAUGAAAAUGCUGUCGUCCUCCUUAUUUGCUACUUUAGUGACAGCACUUGUGCUCCCGUGACCCCUUAAGCAGGAGGUGUUUUUUAGAAACUAUCCAGUUCCAUGUCCACAUCCUGUUUUAUUGAUGCCACCUUAUGUCCUGGGGUUUUUUAGGCUAUAACAUCAAACAAUUUGAGACUAGUUUUUUUAAACAGAGUAAAAGUUAUCAUAAUGAAGGCGUGGAGCCCUAGGAAUUUCUUCUUUGCAAACAUGCUAGGGAAUCUUAUGGAGUCCCAGCCUCCACACGGGGCCUGUCCUACUGGCUCACCCAUUCCAUCUCCUGGCAUCAACAAUCAUUUGUUGAUUGCCAUGCAUUAUAUGAGCCCUUCCUUCUCAUCCCCUACCCCACCCUUCCUGGAGCUCCUCUGCUCUGAGCCACAGGGAAAGGACAUGAAUUGACCUGGCUUUCACCAGGCUACUAUGCUGAGGUGACAGGAGUUAUCCCCAGGAGGGCCACUGAGGUUCCUGGGGUCUGGAGGUGGGAUUGCUUCAGUCUGAGGACAAAAACAAUCCCUGAUGGACAAGUGAAGUCAGCUUUGCAUAAAGAAUAUUAGCAGACCAAGCCAAGAAGCAGCAAGAGAGCUGCUUCCUUGGAGAACCAGCAGAUGGCAAUUCAGCCAGGAAGAAAAGCUGGCCUUCACAUGGAGUUCCCUUCUAGCUGCUUCAUAGGAAGUUCCUUUCAAUGUUGGGAAAAACAUUUUAAAAACCAAACCAAUAAACCAAAAAAUAACAGCAAAAGUUCUUUCUUCUUCUCUUUUUUGGGAUUUGGUGAGUGCCUACGGAUUCCUCUGUCCCCUCUUGCUCUCCACAGUCCUGGAAGGGUAUUGAUGUGUGGGGUAUAGGCCUCAGAGAUGGUGAGGAAUUGGGACCCACAGCAAACCAGGGCAGGCUGAGGGAGCUGCCUCCAGUCACGAUGGUAGGAUGUGGAGCAGGUGACCCAGUGAAAGUGUGGAUGUCCCAUCCUUGUCAACAUUCAAGGUCUGGUUGGCUGGGGCUUUGACCAAUCUGGUCUAGUGUCAGCGUCAUCCCAGUGUUCAGCCAAAGCCCUUACACCAUUCCCCAGCCUUUCCAAGGAAAUGGUAGGAGAUGUGCUGGAGCCCUGCUGUGGAUACAGGCACAGCCCAGUGUGAGGCUGACACCCUUUCCCUGGAUUGUCACAGACUGGUGAGUGCUCCCUGUGUGUCACCGAGCUGUGACACUGAGACAGAAACCCAGAACAGGGCAGGCAUUCCACUGCAUCAGUAUCCACCAUGGCCUCUGGGACACUCUGCUUUAAUGAAAUAAAUUGGAUUCCCCUAGUCUGCACCAGCUGCAAACCAGAUGCUGGGUGCCUGUCAAGGUGGGGUGCUGGCCUGGGGCUACCCCCACAGAACUGCUCACAUCUGGCCCUUGGUGCUGGGAUGGGGUGUGAGUGGAGUGCCCAAGGCAGUGUCCCAUGGGAAGGGCCUGUGCCACAUCCAGAGUCACCCCCCAGCCCUGUUUCAUGCCAAUCCCACCAGCCCAGCCCCCAGAGUAUCUGUAUCCCUGAAUUAUGGGUCUGGCCCUCCCACUGCCCUCACCACCACCGCUGCCACGCGCAAUUGUUCCAAACAUACCAAUAAUCCCCAUCAUCUGGGAAUCUGCCAGGCAGACAUCAUCACAGGAAAGUGGAUUGGUGUUGAUCGGGAGCUCCUCGUGAUGGCCAUCGUUCUCCAGGUGGGAGUGAGUCAAUCCUCUUGGCACAGUGUUAUAUUGUGCUCCUAGAAUAAUUAUGCUGUACCAGUUUCUCCCAAGUUUGCAGAAUCUCAGCCAAAGGGGUCCCUUUUUCAAUGCCAGGUCUGUUUCCCAUUGUUUCAAGCACUAAGAAGGACUUGAACCCCCCUUUUUACUUGGAAAAAAAAAGGAGCUGAACUCCCCUUUUACAUCUGCCUUGCAAGGGCUCUAAUCCCUUACACCUUAGGCGUUGUUAGGGCUACUUUUACCACCUGUGACAGAGAUAAAAGCUUCCCGUUUCUUUGCAGCAAGGUGUCAGAGAGCCUCAAGAGCUCAUCCCUGAGGUGUCAAUGGCCUUGGCAGCCCCUCCCCAGGGACCAGUAAGUGCUCUCUGAAUGUAGCCAGCCUUGCCUCCUGUAGCAGCUCACUAGCAGCCUUCAAACUGAGAUUCCUCCUGUUUGAAUAAUAUUUCCUUUUUGCCCUUUGCCUCAGCUUUCCUUCCUCUGAAACAGAAAUGUCUAUUUAGAGGAGCAUUUUUAAAAAGGACCAUCAAAUAUGUGUCUCCAGCUUUCACAACUAUUAACUGCUCAUUUCUAUAGGGAACACUCAUAAUUUGAAGGAGAGUUUAGCUGAUCAAAAUCAAGAUUCUCAGAGAACUUUGAUUAAAUAAGUAAAUCUAAAUCAUAGGCCAGAACCUCAGCAAAGCUAGAAUUUGAGAAAAAGUCAUAGAAGCUCAAGUGGAUGACCACUAGAAGCAGUCAGGCUCUUUAAAAGCACAUGCUUCUUUACUUGUGAUGUUUGCCUGGCACAUGAAAUGGCUGUAUUUUUUGUUAAAGCUAAAAGAAAUAGCACAUGCGUUGUUAAAAUGAAAUAUCAUCACACAACUAGAUUUUAAAACCCACAAAUGGGCUUAGUUCUCCCUGGAUAUUUGAGAGUGGUUACAGAUUGUUUCAGACACUCCAUGGGAUCAGAAAAAACCCAAAAAGUAAGAUCACUGCUGCCCCCCAAAAUAAUCUAAAGAGCUUUGGUUAUCGAAUGGUAUUUGGAAAACAGAUAAAUACCGUAGAAGUUUAUGACCUAACUCUUUGCAUUAGCAAUUAGUGUCCAUAUCUUGGAUUUUUCAUUUUAAUCUUAAAAACUAUACUUACCUUUGAGAACACAGAACAAUCUAGUGCAAUAAUCUUCUAUUUAAAUAAUAUUUACUUGCACAUUCUAAUAAAAAAUAAUAAAAUACUAUGUUUUUAACCUUAUGUACCACAAGCACCAGGGAAGAGAAACCAGGUAAGAGUUGCAAAAUAAUCUGUAUAUCAAUGGUUUUAUACUGACCAUGUAUUUCAAAGCAAAUGAAUCAGACUGAGCAUCCCAAACACAGCUGGAAAGGUUGGUCUAGUCAAGUGAUUUUUCUCAGCUUUGGAGCUUCAUCAGUUUUGGGGGGGGCACAGGUUCCUAAAGAGCAAAUAGAUACCUCUCCUUUUUCUCAGUGAUCUUCCUGGGAUGGCUUAGAUAGUGCUCAGAGACCACCCCUUCUCUCCGCUGGGAUUAAACACCUGCCCAAGUACAAGAUUACCCAGACUAUAUUGCUCCUGACAGAGGAAUUUGUAAAAAUACAGUUUAAAUGGCAUUGGAAACUCCUUAUGUUAAAUAACUUCAUAUCCAGUGGAAGUAAUUUAUUGAGGUAUUUCUGACCUUGGGUAGGGAAAGACAUUGUUGUUUCAAAUAAAUUAAGUUUAAUAUUUCUGCACAGUGUUCUGUAUUCACAAACACCGGAGCCUCUAUGACACACACCAGGUAAAUUAUGUGAGAAUACAAAAAUCAGUCAUUGCACAUACUGGUAAAUAAAUACAUUUACUCCAGAAUACCAAAAAGUUUCUUUUAAAAUUUUAAUUUGCAAAAGCACAUUCUUGCAGGUUUAUCUAAAACUUUCUAAAGUCUGAACAAAAAGGGAGAUGCUUGGCUAUUCGAAACAGGCCAAGAUAGUCUUGUGUGCAAAGAAGCCUGAUAUGUUACAGCUGUGGUGCAAAAACAUGUCUGGUUAAAUGUUAAUUCUCGUGAUUAGAUAAUUUUUUGUCAAAUUUGAUAUAUUUGAUAUACUCCAUUCUUUAAAACCCCACAUGUAAAGAAAAUAUAGACCAUAACAUAUGCAAAUUCUACUGCAUAACAUGGAUUUAUUUAAGAAAGGCAAGAAGAUGAAUCAGAAAAUGUUUACUGUGGGAAUUAAAAAAAAUAAAAAUAAAAAUAUUUAAUUUGCUUUUUCAUUUUCUAGGAACAGAAACAUUCAUGUCGCACAUUUUCUACUCCUUGAAGUUUAAGUAAACAAGUCAGAAACGAAGGUUAUUUUUCUUUACAGGCAGAUAUAUAGUCUCAACAUAUUCGAAAUGGGUAUUCCUACAGCUGCUCCCAAACACUGGAUCUUUCAGACUGUCAUUAGUUGGAUGAAGACAGUGUUGGAAAGUACAAAAUCAGCUCAGUGGCUACUAGGAACCAUCACUAAUGAACCACCUCUAGAGUAUGUACUUUCUGAGAUACUUCUAGAGGUGCAACAAAUUACAAAAUAUUCUCCACAGACGUUUUGUUUUGUUUCCCUGCUCUUGAGUAUAAGAAAUUGUUCAGAAAGGAGAAACAAAAGCCCCGGUCUUCUGAUCAUGGGGGAGAGAUUGGCUCCCUGCGUGGAUCUGAAACUGAAAAAUUAGCUCAAAGAAAAAGCAGAUGGUUCUCUGGAAUAGAUACUUACAUGGAGAGCAUGAGAGAGAACAACUCUUUGUAAUCUUUUCAAGAGAAAAAAGGAUCACUUGCUCAAAAUGAUUUUUAAAGAGGUUUCAAAUAACUGACUCUUUUAGAGAUACUUUGCAAUUAUUAACCCCAAGGCAAAUUAAUGUCAUGGUUUAUCCUGUCACUUAGAAGAGAGGGCAAAGAAGAUCUUACCAAAGGAGUUUUCUUAAGACUGUAUCCAUAUUUAUAUGUGUGUGUGCACAAACGUUUGCACAUCUCAACCUGGAAAAUGUUGGGAAAGUCAUAAACUAAACCCAUUCCACACUUAAUACUGACAAUCCUUCUGGAUGCAUAUAUAUAUAUAUAUAUGUCCCCUUUUUACUUUGCAUACAACUGUCAGAGACCUGAUUUUCCUAUCACUGAGCACAAGAUUUUAAUUUGACAUAAAAUUAGUUUCAAUCACCAGAAAAGAUGUUUGCAAUUUUAGGAUAAUAAAAAUUAUUAAAACUCCAAUAUUUGUCUUUUUCAUACCUGUUUUUCAGUAAGCCACUGUAAGAGGUUUGUUUCUUGCAGGCCUUGUUUCUUAGGGUAACUCCCUGUGUGAUUUGCUAGUUCUCGUGCAGAUUCAGUUCCACCCUAUUUUAUCCCUUAAAUCAUGGGCAAGGUUUUGUUUUUCUAAAUGCUCUGUGGAGUUGCAGUAAUGACAUCACUGAAUUUGGCAGCACAUUUAAUGGAAAAGGUGGGCAUUUUUCACCAACAGAUAUUCAAGAUCCCCCCUCUGAAUGCCAACAAGUCUUUAUGGGGUGUAUGUAAGAGCAAACUGUCCUGCCUUCCAAAUGCAAUUUUCUGAAGUGUUCAUGCCAGAAAUGCCCAAUUUUUGUGAUCCAGUUAAGCUCACAUUUAAACAAAGACAAGAAGACAUGAGGGCUCUGUCAGGGACACACAAGUGUGGCAUUAUGGAGACACAACAGAAGUUAGAAAGAAGCAUUGGUUACACCAGCAGGCUUGGGAUUAGGCCUGACACAGAAAUAAAUGGGUGAAAAAAGACACCAUGAAGAAAUCUGUACAGAAGUUGAG
This is a messenger RNA of Prinia subflava (tawny-flanked prinia), 8488 nucleotides long. RefSeq names its product RIC3 acetylcholine receptor chaperone (gene RIC3). Lineage: Eukaryota; Metazoa; Chordata; Aves; Passeriformes; Cisticolidae. The coding region runs from base 49 to 1206 and encodes 385 amino acids. The transcript is spliced from 6 exons. The record is from RefSeq and is a predicted model, not a curated record. Gene Ontology annotation, biological process: protein localization to cell surface; synaptic transmission, cholinergic. Gene Ontology annotation, cellular component: intracellular membrane-bounded organelle; neuron projection; neuronal cell body.